This is a messenger RNA of Malania oleifera, 857 nucleotides long. Its product is annotated as cytochrome c-like. Gene Ontology annotation, biological process: mitochondrial electron transport, cytochrome c to oxygen; mitochondrial electron transport, ubiquinol to cytochrome c. Gene Ontology annotation, molecular function: heme binding; electron transfer activity. Gene Ontology annotation, cellular component: mitochondrial intermembrane space. Bases 227 to 565 code for a protein of 112 amino acids. The transcript is spliced from 3 exons. The record is from RefSeq and is a predicted model, not a curated record. Lineage: Eukaryota; Viridiplantae; Streptophyta; Magnoliopsida; Santalales; Ximeniaceae.
AGACCUUAGAUUUACAUGUUUGAAAUGUUUUUCUUAAAAAUUAUUUAUGGUCGCUAAUAUUCCCUAAGCCACAAGGAAAAUUCAAGAACCGCCGCCGUCCAGAAGAUUCUUGGUGAACAGCAAGAAGCACCUCUUUGCGAAAAAGCAGGAGCACCUCUUUGCGAAACCCUAGUUCUCUGAUCCGAAGCUUGGUUUGUGCGUGUGAGAGGGGAGAUAGAAGACAGAGAUGUCGUCGUUCAAAGAAGCACCGCCAGGAAAUCCUGCAGUUGGAGAGAAGAUCUUCAAGACCAAGUGCGCCCAGUGCCACACCGUCGAGAAAGGAGCCGGCCAUAAGCAAGGACCUAAUUUAAAUGGCCUUUUUGGACGACAAUCUGGUACAACUGCUGGGUACUCCUAUUCAGCUGCUAACAAGAACAUGGCUGUUAUUUGGGAGGAGAACGCAUUGUUUGAUUACCUGCAUAACCCUAAGAAGUAUAUACCGGGAACAAAGAUGGUUUUCCCUGGAUUGAAGAAGCCGCAGGAGCGUGCAGAUCUCAUUGCUUUUCUUAAACAGUCAACUGCUUGAGGUUUUUUCGAUUGAUAGCUUGCUCUUGUCGUAUUUCCCACAAAAAAAAUGAAUUGUGGUGCUAAUUAGAGUUCUUUUUCCUUUCGGAGGACUCAUUAUUAUUCCUCUUUAAAUAAGACCUCCAACACCUUGUGGAAAUGUAGGUCAAAUAGUGCAGCAAUUUUUUGAAUGUAAUGACCGGGUGCGGUUGGUUCCAACAUUUUUCAUGAUCAGACAACUAGUUUUGGUUGAUGGAAUGAUUUUUUUUAUUGGGGUUCCCAAUAUGAUGAAAAUAUUUCUGGGCGUCUUGUUC